Penicillium angulare is the source of this 493-nucleotide messenger RNA. Its product is annotated as histone H2A. Gene Ontology annotation, molecular function: structural constituent of chromatin; DNA binding; protein heterodimerization activity. The transcript has 3 exons. Gene Ontology annotation, cellular component: nucleosome. NCBI's taxonomy places the organism in Eukaryota, Fungi, Ascomycota, Eurotiomycetes, Eurotiales, Aspergillaceae. The record is from RefSeq and is a predicted model, not a curated record. Bases 62 to 463 code for a protein of 133 amino acids.
CCUCUUGCUAUACCACCCUUUUACAAAACCCCAACCCCCCUUUAAAAACAACUUCAUCAAAAUGACUGGCGGAAAGUCUGGUGGCAAGGCUAGCGGCAGCAAGAACGCUCAGUCCCGUUCCUCCAAGGCCGGUCUGGCCUUCCCCGUCGGUCGUGUCCACCGUCUGCUCCGCAAGGGAAACUACGCCCAGCGUGUCGGUGCCGGUGCCCCUGUCUACCUCGCUGCCGUCCUUGAGUACCUCGCUGCCGAGAUCCUCGAGUUGGCUGGUAACGCCGCUCGUGACAACAAGAAGACCCGUAUCAUUCCCCGUCACCUUCAGCUCGCCAUCCGUAACGAUGAGGAGUUGAACAAGCUUCUGGGUCACGUCACCAUCGCCCAGGGUGGUGUUCUCCCCAACAUUCACCAGAACCUUCUGCCCAAGAAGACCCCCAAGGCUAAGGGCAGCGGCAGCCAGGAGCUGUAAAUGGUUCCUUUUGUUUCCCAAGGGUUUAUU